Messenger RNA from Branchiostoma floridae (Florida lancelet), 6346 nucleotides. RefSeq names its product unconventional myosin-VI-like. The record is from RefSeq and is a predicted model, not a curated record. Bases 162 to 4160 code for a protein of 1332 amino acids. Gene Ontology annotation, cellular component: myosin complex; endocytic vesicle; actin cytoskeleton. Lineage: Eukaryota; Metazoa; Chordata; Leptocardii; Amphioxiformes; Branchiostomatidae. Gene Ontology annotation, molecular function: ATP binding; actin filament binding; microfilament motor activity. Gene Ontology annotation, biological process: vesicle transport along actin filament; endocytosis; actin filament organization. The transcript has 38 exons.
UUCCCUUACCUGUAUCCCGGCGGAGGGUUACAUACAGGGUGCUGCGGUCCCGGUACCGGCUCGACCGACGUCGGCUGCAGGGGAGAUUGAAAGAGUUGUGUCGACGCUGAGCAGUUUUCAGAUCAUUUGGGCAGCACUUCUACAGCAGACGGCAGUUUGCCAUGGCGAAGUCUCUGGAUGGAGGGAACAAGGUGUGGGCCCCGCACUCGCACGAGGGGUUCGUCCUGGGCACCAUCGUGGACAUGGGCUCGGACACUCUCACCAUAGAGCCCUUCACCAAGGAGAGGAAUGCUAAGGGUCUGGAGGGGAAUAUUGACGCAGCGCCAAUCACAGCGCCUUUCAGUGAUGUGUACCCUGCCGAAGAGGAUACUGGGAAGGACGUGGACGACAACUGUUCUCUCAUGUUCCUGAAUGAGGCAACACUCCUGCACAACAUCCGCCUGCGCUACAAGAGAGAGGAGAUAUAUACGUACGUGGCCAACAUCCUGAUUGCUGUCAACCCUUACCAUGACAUCCCCAAGCUGUAUUCCCCAGAAACCAUCAAAAGCUACCAGGGGAAGUCUCUGGGAACGAUGCCUCCUCACGUGUUCGCUAUCGCUGACAAGACAUACCGUGACAUGAAGGUGAACAAGGAGAGCCAGUCCAUCAUCGUGAGUGGGGAGUCUGGAGCCGGGAAAACAGAGACAACCAAGUACAUCCUCAGAUAUCUGACUGAGUCGCAUGGAUCAGGGAUGAUCAUUGAUCAGCGAAUUGUAGAAGCAAACCCCCUCCUGGAGGCCUUUGGUAAUGCCAAGACAGUCCGUAACAACAACAGCUCACGUUUCGGCAAGUUUGUGGAGAUCCAUUUCGACCACAAGCGAACUUUGCACAAGGUUGUCGGCGGCUACGUGUCACAUUACCUCCUGGAAAAGUCGCGAAUCUGCAGCCAGAGCCGACAGGAGCGGAACUACCACAUCUUCUACCGCAUGUGCGCCGGCGCCCCCGAGGACGUCAGGGCGAAACUGCACCUGGGCUCGCCAGACGAGUACCACUAUCUACGGAACGGGUGCACCCAGUACUUCACCAACAAGGACACCAUCAACCUCAUCAACCAGGCCCGCAAGAGCAAACAGUUCCUGAAGGAUGGCAGCCUGCAUGACCCCAUCCUGGAUGAUGUGAAGGACUACAAACGUAUGGAGGAUGCCAUGAAGUGUGUCGGCAUCGAGGAGGCUGAGAAAAUGAACCUCUUCCGCAUCGCAGCUGCCGUGCUGCAUCUGGGCAACGUCACCUUCGAGGAGGACCACAACAACACCUCAGGUGGCUGCAUCGUGCCGCAGUCCUCAGACAAAGCCCUGGCUGUGACAGCAGAGCUGAUGGGUCUGGGGAAGGAGGAGCUACAGGAGGCCCUGACCACACGUGUCAUGCAGACGGCUCGGGCCGGGCCUGGGGGAACUGUCAUCAAAGUUCCCCUGAAGUUUGACCAAGCCUCCAAUGCCCGUGAUGCCUUGGCUAAGUCAGUCUACUCCAAGCUGUUUGACCGCGUGGUUGCCCGAGUGAACCAGUGUUUCCCCUUCCAAACCUCAGAACACUUCAUCGGAGUUCUGGACAUUGCUGGCUUUGAGUACUUUGAGAUGAACAGCUUUGAGCAGUUUUGCAUCAACUACUGUAACGAGAAACUGCAGCAGUUCUUCAACGAGCGAAUCCUUAAAGAGGAACAAGAGUUGUACCAGAAGGAAGGCCUGGGGGUGGCAGAGGUGUCGUAUGUGGACAACCAGGAUGCCAUCGACCUGGUUGAGAUGAAGGGGUCUGGUAUCCUGGACAUCCUGGAUGAAGAGAGCCGGUUGCCCCGGCCUGACAGCGUCCACUUCACCACAGAGGUUCACAACCGCCACAAGAACCACUUCCGUCUCACGAUCCCACGGAAGUCCAAGCUGGCCUAUCACAAGAAGCUGCGUGAUGAUGAAGGCUUCCUCAUCAGGCAUUUUGCAGGUGCUGUGUGCUACACUACAAAACUCUUCAUUGAGAAAAACAACGAUGCUCUGCACGACUCGCUGGAGUUCCUUAUACAGGAGAGUAAGGACCCGUUCAUCAGGGACCUGUUCGGGGAAAAGAAGAAGAAGUCAGCAGGAAAGCUGGGAUUCAUCAGCGUAGGAAACAAAUUCAAGACCCAGUUGGAACAGCUGCUGGAUAAACUCAGAAAUACGGGUUCUGCAUUUGUCCGUUGCAUCAAGCCCAACCUGAAGAUGACCAGCGGAAUGUUUGAGGGAGCUCAGAUCCUUUCCCAGCUGCAGUGUGCAGGCAUGGUGUCUGUGCUGGACCUUAUGCAGGGUGGGUUCCCCUCCCGUGCCCAGUUCCAGGACCUGUACAACAUGUACAAGAAAUACCUGCCAUCAGACCUGGCCAGGCUAGACCCCAGACUCUUCUGUAAGGCCCUGUUCAAAGCUUUGGGUCUGAACGAACAUGACUUCAAGUUUGGUCUGACCAAGGUCUUCUUUAGGCCAGGAAAGUUUGCAGAGUUUGACCAGAUCAUGAAGUCAGACCCCGAGCACUUGGCAGCGCUGGUUGCUAAAGUGCGCAAGUGGCUGCUGCAGUCCCGCUGGAAGAAGGCCCAGUGGUGUACCCUGUCCGUCAUCAAACUGAAGAACAAGAUCCUGUUCCGCCGAGCUGCCCUCAUCAAGAUCCAGUCUGGCUUCAGGAUGAUGAUCGCAAUGAAGAAACACAAACCAAGAAUCGCUGGUAUGAAGAAGGUGACAACACUCAAAAAGCUGAUUGGCCAGAUGCACCAGCUGGUUUCUGCUCUUAAGGAGGACAAGCAGUCAUCAGGCAAACAGGUGACAGAGAUGGAGCAGGGCAUCGAAGGACUUGUCAAGAAGAUCAAGACCACCAUCAUGACCCGUGAGCAGAUUGACAAGGAGUACAACACCCUGUACAACCAGGCCACCCAGCUCAUGAAGGGCCUGGACUCCAAGAAGAAGAAACAGGAGGAGGAGGAGCGGAUGCGGAAGAUCCAGGAGGAGAUGGAGCUGGAACGGAAACGUCGCGAGGAGGAAGAACAAAAGCGCAAACAGGAGGAGGAGGAAAAGAGACUACGACUGGAGAUGGAGUCUCAGCGGAAGAAGGAAGAGGAAGAGCAGAAGAGGCGGGAGGAGGAGGAGAGGCGACUACAGAAGGAGAUCGAGGAACAGCUUGCUAAGGAGGCUGAGGAAGAAGCAAAGAACCAGGCUAUCCUGGAGCAGGAGCGUCGGGACCGUGAGCUGGCCAUGCGUCUGGCCGAGGACGAGGGCCAGGAGAUCGUGGAAGAGCCACAGGAGGCGCCACAGCUCAAGAGCCCGCCCACGCCUGCACCCCGUGCCGUUCAGGCCGCUGCAGAAGCGUUCCAGGACGCUGUCCAACCUGCUCAGGACGACGAGAAUCUUCUUGCCAACGGCAGACCUCAGUCACUGGCUCUGCAGACUAACCAAUCACAAUCCGUCAAGAGCGUUGCCACCAAGCAGGGCUCUAAGAAGUAUGAACUGAGCAAGUGGAAGUAUGCUGAGCUGCGAGAUGCCAUCAACACAUCAUGUGAUGUUGAACUCCUGGAGGCUUGUCGUGAGGAGUUCCACCGCCGUCUGAAGGUGUACCACGCCUGGAAGACCAAGAACAAGAAGCGCACCGCAGGCCAGGAGGACGAGCGCGCUCCAGACUCCGUCAUGCAAGAUGAGGAUGUAGAUUUGUAUGUUAGAACCAAUCCAUAUCGCGACCGCCAGCGCACCAUGUCUAUGAACCAGAUGGCCCAGGCCCCGCCCCUGCCGCCACGGCAACAGUCGCUGCCCAAUCGUCAACAGCGUUACUUCCGCAUCCCGUUCAUACGCCCGGCGGAUCAGUACAAGGACAACCAGAACAGAAAGAAGGGGUACUGGUACGCGCACUUUGACGGACAGUGGAUCGCACGUCAGAUGGAGUUGCACCCAGACAAAGUUCCCGUCAUUCUCGUUGCUGGGAAAGACGACAUGCAGAUGUGUGAGCUGAGCCUGGACGAGACCGGCCUGACGCGCAAACGCGGAGCUGAGAUCAUCGCCAGGGAGUUCGAGGAACAGUGGAACAGGACCGGUGGUCGGGAAUAUCUCAUGCAAGCCAUCCAAUCCAAACAAGCACGUCCAACCUACGCUACAGCCAUGCUCCAGCAGCAAUACAAGAAGUAAAGAGCACUGUUACAGGGAACAGGGACCAAUAAGAGUAGAACUACAACAAGUAGAGAUGGAGUAAUUUAUCAGAGCUUAAUGUACUUUUACAAAAAUUUCCUUGGAAAAUGUGAUAAGAAUAUCAUGUGUAUUGUGAAUGUGUUUGGUGAUAUGUUAGAAGCUUUAUGAAGAAAUAUGUAUGUGAUCAAAUGGAACAAGUGGUAAUUUUAAGUGUAGCCAUUUUGUAUGUACACAUACAUGUAGUAUUACCAGAGAAUUCCUGUGGUGAUGGCAGAUAUGUCAACUUUCUUUACCUAUUAUUGACCAUUAAUGCCAGUGUAGGUCUAUGGUUUGCAUGUAACUUGAGAACAUGUAACUUUUGAAAUCCUAAUGAUAACACAAGGAAUGUUCAAGCAUGAUGUCCUUUGAAGAGGAGUGUUUCCCCCAGAAAGGAGGAAUGUUGGCUUAAAUUAUUAUUCAGCUCUGGUGUUGAAGCUGAAAGUUACAUGAGAGGAGUACAAGUAACUAGUAAGAAGUGUGAUGUUUUGACUGAAAUAGAGAAACACUUGAGAGUAGUUUCUGCACGUGGAAAACUUAGAAACAUGCGUGUCUUUAUGGGGUGCUCUUUCUCCCAACAAGGGAGGCCAUGCACAGUUUUUAUCACCAGCUUUGCCUGAAGCAAGAUGUGAGGCUUUAUAUGCACAUGUGAUGCUUUGAUGUGAUAAUUCUUGUAUAAUUGCUGCAAUUCUCCAUUCUCUUCUGAGGUUUGUUAAAUGGAUAUCUGAACUCUCUAUGUAAAAUGGACAUGAAAAUAGAAGUGCAAUUAACAGAAAAAGAUCUGAACUUAGAAAAAAGUAAAACCGUUGUUGUAUGAUGUAUAGACCUUUUUUGUAGCCCAUUGGUAAUUAGCUGUGACUUUUUAAUCUUCAUAUUACCAAACGCACUCCAUACCUUUUUAAUAUUCUCAGUGUAACUCGUCUGUAGUCUUGGAAAAUGGCAGAUCUCUAGUAAUCUGACAUGUUUAUGGAGAAGCCAUAGCCGCCUCUGCAGUUCAAGUGUGAACAAAUAUAACUACUGGUAGCUGCACAAGAACGUGCCUUUCUCUCUAUGUUUGGCCUGUCAACAUGAUACAAAAAAGAAGCUAUUUGUAGAUCGUAACAUUUUACUACUAUGUACAUGUAUUUUACAGCCUGAUUUAGUGGUAGUAGUGGGGAGAACGUGCCUUUCUCAAAAACAUAUCAAAGCCUGAGUGUUGUGAAUGUUACAUAGUUCAUAGCAUCAAGGAGGUUAAAGAGAGACCUCCUUUGUAGCAUGUAGUUUAUGCUGUCAACCAGGCAGCAUAAAACAUAGCACCUUAUUUGUGACACUAACCAAAAGUAUUCAACCCAGCAUCCGAGAUGCCUGGAUGGCUGAGAAAUUAUUUUAAAGAUCUUAAUAAUUGCUGAAGCAGGUCUUCAAUGAACAUCAUGGUGAUGGUAUAAUCUACAGACCCCACAAAAUGAAUUUGGUUGAAGCUCUUGAAUAGUCAAACAUGUGGAUUUAGUAGUAAAGCUUCCUAUGUCUUUAUGGGGUGUGACAUUUACAGGAUAUAACGUUAUAGGUCUUCUGUGUGAAUAUACUAUAAGGAAUGUAGAUUCCCUGCUGAUUUUAUGUAGAUGACCCUACAAUUGUCUACUGUAGCAUGAAUCUGUCCAAUCCAGUAGAAUUCCUCAAUAACACAAUUACACAGAUUGUCAGCAGUGCACUCAACUACGUAAUUGAUGUGUAGGCUCUAUGCAAUAGAUGUAGACAAUCGUAAUGCACUCUGUGGGCCCUACCAUCUAUUAUUAAUGGAAGGGGACCCGCUAAAACAGGGUUUGGAGCCCCGAAUGACUUUUCUAUUUUAUGGAUGUAAUGUAGGAAAAUUUAACGUGCAAAGACUAAUAUAAGACCAAUCAAGAUCGGUUUGAAAAUCAAAUGUGGGUCGUUUCCAAUGAGUAAUAGGCGUUAAGUUGGAUGUCGUAUUUUUUUCUAGAGCAGUCAGAGACUAGUGAACUAUGUGGGGAGGCUACUAAUAUGUAAAGGCAUUGUGUGCGGCAGAAAAGCGCUGUGUGUAUCACACUUGUAGCACUAUUACAGUAACUGUUAGAAUGGUCAGAAGUGAUCUUGGAUUCUACUAGUGUAGUAGUGGUGGAUUAAGCAAAUCGUAAUAAAUCAUUAUUAUGGGG